AUGGAUAUCUCCGCGCCUCUUCAAACGUCUUACUUGCAGACAACUGUUUACAAUCCCAGCUAUAAUCCACAAAGACAGCCUGGGCUUCCAACUUCCCGACUACCAAACGGUCACAAGAAGGAGAAGGAAAGUAAGACUUCGCCAAUUCGAACUUUCACUCCCGUUGACUGGGAGUCAUAUAAGGCGAAAUGUCACGAAGAUCGACUUUCCGUUUCUUCAUUCGAGGUUGAUGAAUGGCAACCAGUCACUCAACUCACAUACUCGGGACCAUUCAAUCGUUUCUAUCGAAUGGCAACCGUUUACCCAACUGGAGAUAUGGGAUGGAGAGUCGCAACAACCUUGACGUUCACCCAAACUUGUUUCGCCAUCAACUCGCUAUUUAAUUUGACUUCUCUCACACAACCACAAGGCGUAUUUGAAGGAGAAAAGGAGCUCGUAAUACCGAUAACCCUCGCCAUACCGAUGCUUACACUACCUUUGGGAAUUUUCCUAGGUCUAGUAGCCGCUUUUAAUGUCGAUCGAGGGGAUAUCGAGGAGUGGGAAAAGAAGAAGCAGAAGUUGGGUUUCAGCGUUACGGCAAGGUACAAGCCCGCCUUCGUUGGCAGCUCCAACUUUGUAUGGUUUCCGGCAAUGGAGCAAUUAAAAAAAGUCUACCUCCCAAAUACCGCUUUCCAGGCCGGCUUGUUUCAACUUCUCGCGGCUCUCACAUUCUUGAUUUCCAGUAUCGCCCAACUGCCAAAUGUCUUCCCGGCGGGCCAGAUACCGGCAGCCGUUACCGGUGUUCCACUUUUUCUUGGUGGCUCGUUCUUCUUUGGCGCUGCUAUCGUGCUACAACAGCGUCUACAGGCAAAAUGGUACAUUCCCAAGUUCGAGCGACUGCAUUGGUGGACACCCUGGUUCGGUAUGAUGGGUGGAUUCUGGUUCAUGCUCGUUGGUAUAUCUACCUUGGCUUCGCCUGCCAACCGACUGCCCGUUCUGGUCUUCACUACUUUCGCCCGAUUUUCCUUCUUGACGGCGGCUUUUUUGGGUUGGUUCAUGUUGAUGGAGUUUUAUCCGGAUUAA
This is a messenger RNA of Hymenoscyphus albidus, 1062 nucleotides long. The record is from the annotation of a GenBank genome assembly. Lineage: Eukaryota; Fungi; Ascomycota; Leotiomycetes; Helotiales; Helotiaceae.